AUGCACGCCUCUGCCAGAGCUUCCACGUCCGCCUCGAGGCUGGGCCGCGCUGCCGUCUCAAAGGCGCGACCUCAUCCGCCCUUCUAUGCCGUACCGUUUGCGGGCAACCUCGCUGCGCAACAGAAGCGAAGCUACGCCGUGCCCGUCAACCCGGGCAGCUCGGUCGACGCCAUGCUCGGCACCUCGGUCCCACCGCCACCUCGCGAGGGCGCAGAGAUCCAGACCUCCAAGUACUACCGCCCGAACAACCCAAACGACCUCUCCGACCUACUCAACCCUUCCAAGUCGAACCCCUUCGGGGCCAAGAACGAUCGCGGCUCUGGUGGCCCCAAGCGCGACGGCGGCGCACGGUAUGCAGAGAUCCAACGCAUCAAGGGCACCGCCAUCGGGGCUGAGCGCAAGGGCACGCCGAUACCUUCGCGCGACGAGAUGCUCGACGAGAUGUUCAAGCGUCCCUUCCGGGAGCUCGAAGAGUCAAAGGACAUCGUCGACCGAGAGCAUCCGCAUCCCAUCGACGCCAUGAAGGGGAGAAACGAGCUCGACGAGCGCGUGCUGGCCGCCGCCAGAGCACUCCACGCCGCCGGCACUCUGUCAAAGACGCCGAGCGCUGCCACCGACAAGGAAUCGGCACCGGCUUCCAAACUCAAAGCAGCGUCCAUCUCGGAACUGCUCGACCUCUUCGAGGAGCGGGCGGGCGCGCAGCUCUCCAUCGAGCUCCCCUACGAGUCUACACCAUCCGACUCGCGCAAGGUCAAGCUCACAUCAGCGUCGAGCUCCGAGGAGGAGCUGCAGCAUGCGCAAGACGACGGUGUCCUCCUGCUUGCCUACAUCACGAACCUCCAUGGAGGCAGGGGCAAGGAACGCAUCAGCGUCUGCUCUGGGUUCGCAAUCGACGGCGGUGACCGAAUGGCCGACAACGAGGGCGAUGGCAAGGGACACCUCGUCGUCUCCUGCGCGCACACGCUGCGUGCGGCCGGAUUGAGUGCGCCCAAGUCCAAGUCGGGCAAGGCGGCCUCUGCCAGCGAUGACGCCAGCAUCGCGUUCGCCAUCACGAGGACGGGCGCCAUCUACCCGAUCCGCACCCUCAUCAGCAGUCUGGGCGCCUCGGACAUCGUCCUUCUUCAGCUCGGCGAGGAGCCGCUGACGCUGCACGAAGGCGCCCGACCCAGCAUCCGAACGCUGCCGAUCUCGCCCUACCCUGCCACGGUCAACACGGAGCUAUCAGUCUCGUCGUUCUGGGGGUGGGAGGACGACUCUGGCGCUGUACUGCCAGCCUACAGCUACGAUGAGCAGCAGCAGAAGCUUAGGGCUUCACGCUCGCCGCCACCGCCCGCUGGACGCGAGCCUGAGCAGGUCAAGCUCGAGAGGGAUGACGCCGGCCGAUCGCGCUGGGGCCGGGCUCGACUGGUCGAGUACAAGGACCCUUGCGGUGGUCAAGCUCUCGUGGGGACGUACGACGAGCUGGCGCAGCUCGACUACAAGCUGCUGAUCUCCUCGCCAGCCAACCCGCCCGCUCUGCAGGGCAACACGGCGAUGCAGAUGUCGUCGAGCGUCAGCGCGUCGUCGCAGCCUACGGUGGUGGCCACAUCGGCGACGUCGUCGGGACAGGCAAUGCCGCGUCGUCAACCGCUGCCCAACUUUCCGCCCCCCGGGUCGUCGGGUGGUCCCGUGGUCGACGUCGAGUCCGGCAGCGUCGUGGGCGUGGUGCGUGGCCACAAGAUGAGCCCGCUCGAGGGUCGGCGGGGCGACGCGAUCCCUGCUGAGAAGAUCUUUGAAUUCUUUGCGCUGCCCGGCCUUGGCAAGAAGAACUAG
Molecule: messenger RNA, 1812 nt
Organism: Pseudozyma flocculosa PF-1
Lineage: Eukaryota; Fungi; Basidiomycota; Ustilaginomycetes; Ustilaginales; Ustilaginaceae
Exons: 4
Coding region: 1-1812 (603 amino acids)
Source: RefSeq, a predicted model, not a curated record